Messenger RNA from Mixia osmundae IAM 14324, 955 nucleotides. RefSeq lists its product as uncharacterized. The record is from RefSeq and is a predicted model, not a curated record. The coding region runs from base 41 to 634 and encodes 197 amino acids. Gene Ontology annotation, biological process: L-histidine biosynthetic process. NCBI's taxonomy places the organism in Eukaryota, Fungi, Basidiomycota, Mixiomycetes, Mixiales, Mixiaceae. The transcript has 7 exons. Gene Ontology annotation, molecular function: imidazoleglycerol-phosphate dehydratase activity.
UUGGAAUUUGGCGCCGGCCGUGCUUGCUCGAGAUCCCAAGAUGAGGACAGCGACGGUCUCCCGCAAGACGAACGAGACGGACAUCAAGGUCACACUGACGCUCCACGAUGACCGUACGGCAGUCCAAACGAUCCUCGUCCAAACAGGCAUUGGCUUCCUCGACCACAUGCUGCACGCACUAGCAAAGCACGGCGGAAUGUCGUUGCAGCUAGCCUGCCAGGGCGACCUGCAUAUCGACGAUCAUCACACUGCAGAGGAUUGCGCGCUUGCUCUCGGCGAGGCUUGGCGUCAAGCACUCGGACCUGUAAAAGGCAUCAAGCGGUUCGGCAGCGCAUACGCUCCUCUAGACGAAGCAUUAAGCAGAGCUGUCGUCGAUAUCUCCUCACGCCCCUAUUGCGUCACCGGGUUGCAACUUGUGCGGGAAAAGAUUGGGGAUCUCUCGACAGAGAUGAUACCGCACGUCUUUCACUCGUUUGCGAUGACGGCCGGCAUCACAUUGCACGUGCACGUUUUGCAUGGCUCAAACGAUCAUCACAAAGCAGAGAGCGCAUUCAAAGCGACCGCGCUCGCGCUGCGGCAAGCGGUAGAAUUGACAGGCGCAGACGACGUUCCGAGUACAAAGGGCGUCUUAUGAGCCUCGCGAGCGACAGUGCCAUAUCUCCAGAUGCGAGUAUGCAGUUACAGUACAGAUCCUGCAGAGGCAGCCUUGUUGUUCUUGUGCAAGAGCAUUUUGAAUGCCUCGUAAGAAAACCAGCAGAGCGCAUUGCUCGGUAGUGCCGACAUGACUCUCGGUGUCAUGCCUCUACUGAAGCCGGCGACGCCGUCCCUGGCGAGGACGAUGCGACCGGCUUGUAACAUCCCAUUGACAUUUCUAAGUACUGCGUCCUGGGAGCUUCCCCUUGUUUGUAGCAUUGUCUUGCAGACAUCUAGCGGUGUCGUGACGGCCGCUGCCACA